Messenger RNA from Staurois parvus, 1555 nucleotides. The record is from the annotation of a GenBank genome assembly. NCBI's taxonomy places the organism in Eukaryota, Metazoa, Chordata, Amphibia, Anura, Ranidae.
AUGGCCCUGGAGGCCUCCCUGGAAGAGUUCCGCAGACACUGGAGGGCGGAGAUAAGAGGGGAGCCCACAGCUCCGGCCGGACCGACUUCCCCAAAGCGCAGGCGGUCAGGAGGGAGCCCAGAGCCUGAAUACCAGAGCCAGGAGGACGGUGUAUUCUGGAAAUGUCUCCCCGGAAUCUCCCGCCCGGGACACUGGGAUAGCUGGGAGCCGCUACUUGCAGCUGGCAGAGAGUCUGCUGGAUGACAGGCCGGACAUUACUGCCGGGGAGGAGAAACCGGGAGGCCAGGAGGCCAGAGAGAGCCUGCUGGAGCAACUCAUCAAUGACCUGAAUGAAAUAAAUGAAAUCCCUUUCUUUGAUAUUCAACUUCCAUACGAAAUUGCUUUACAAAUCUUCCACUACCUGGGCAGAAAAGAGCUUGGAAGAUGUGCACAGGUAAGCAAAGCGUGGAAGGUCCUUGCUGAAGAUGAAAUCUUGUGGUUCCAUAUUUGCCAAAUGGAAGGGUUCCUGACGGACAGUAAAGUUACAGCGUGCACAUCUUGGAAAGAAGCUUUAAAAGAGAGGCGCACUCAAGAGAGCCUGCUGAGGACAAACUGGAAGAAUCGCACCGGCGCUGUGAGCCAGCUGCAUUAUGAACUGGGGAAGGUGUUGUGUGAUGUUCAUACAUCUGAUGGAGUUGUCUUGGCGGGAUACACAUCAGGAGAUGUUCGUCUAUGGGACACAAGAACAUCGGGACUUGCUGAAUCUCUUCUUGAAACCACCCCUCAUCUGGAUCAUUCUGGACAAAGUCCUCAAGUUUCUUUCGUUAGGAUAAACAAGUCCAUAGCAGUGGCCGCAUAUGAGAAUGGCUCCAUUGAUGUUUGGUGUCUUCAGGUUGGUCGGGAACCUAUCCAUCACUAUCAGCACAACCAAAAAAUCCAGGCACUAGACCUGUGCCCAGAAACCGCUACUAUAGCAACAGCAUCUAGUUUUGAAAUAAAAGUGGAAAGGCCUGAUGAUAAAGGGUACUGGCGAAGUUUCUGCAGUUUUCAGACCCAAAAGCUGGUGAAUUUUCUCCAUUUGAUUCAUAACACUGAAGGAUGUCCUGUUGCUGUUGCUGCUGCUGAAGAAAUAGUAUAUCUCUUAAAGCCUGAGGUCCCCGAACAGAUACUGCACUCUACAUAUGGCCACACAGUUACCAGCUUAGAUGUUUCUCUUGAUAAAGCAGCAUUUGGAGUCAAAAGUUAUGGCUGGUUCUCUAAUAAUGGCAAUAAGAUUCAUGUAUACAGCCUGCAGACUGGUCAGUGCAUCACAAGCUUGGGUAAUUCUGCUGGAGACUUUUCCUGUAUUAAUUUAAAAGAUAGCCCUCCUUAUCUUCUGGUCACUGGAAACCGAGAUCGGAGGGUACGUGUGUAUGACAUGCGAUGCAGCAAAUCUCUCUGUUCUUUUUAUGCUCACCACUUGGGUGUCUCAGCUGUUCGCAUGGAUGACUGGAAAGUGGUCUCUGGAGGAGAGGAGGGUCUGACCUGUACAUGGGACCAGAGGAUGGGCACCAAACUCUGGGAGAUGCACGCAAGG